Papilio xuthus (Asian swallowtail) is the source of this 3414-nucleotide messenger RNA. RefSeq names its product rab-like protein 6. The coding region runs from base 19 to 1794 and encodes 591 amino acids. The record is from RefSeq and is a predicted model, not a curated record. Lineage: Eukaryota; Metazoa; Arthropoda; Insecta; Lepidoptera; Papilionidae. Gene Ontology annotation, molecular function: GTPase activity; GTP binding. Gene Ontology annotation, cellular component: nucleus; cytosol. The transcript has 11 exons.
UUUAUUAAAAUACCUAUCAUGUUUUCUGCCUUAAAGAAACUAACGAGAAGUAACGAUGAUCGCUGUGCAGCUCCUAUGCCGAUGUCUUCUUCUUUACAAAAGAAAUUCUCCAGAGGAGUCCAUUUUAAUAUGAAAAUUUUAAUAAAAGGGGACCGAAACGUCGGAAAAUCAUGUCUUCUGCAAAGAUUACAAGGAGGACCAUUUACUGAGGAAUAUGUUCCCACUGAACAAAUUCAAGUGGCACCAAUUCAUUGGACAUAUAAAAAUACAGAUUACAUUGUGAAAGUAGAAGUGUGGGAAGUAGUUGAUAAGGGUCGAGCUAAAAAGAAACCACCAUUAGGAUUAAAGCUGGAGAACCAAGCAGCACCAACAACACAAGAUGAAGAAUAUGAGACUCCUGUACUUGAUGCCACAUUCCUGGAUGUUUAUAAGAAUGCCAGUGGUGUUAUAUUGAUGUUGGAUAUAACUAAACCAUGGACAUUUGAAUAUGUAGUUAAGGAGUUGUCAAGGGUGCCUGCAGACCUGCCCGUUGUGGUGUUGGGCAACCACUGUGACAUGCAGCAUCACCGACAAGUACAUCCUCACCAUAUAGAUCAAGCUUUACAUCAUGCUAAACUAACAAGAACAGCACCAGUGCGAUAUGCAGAGUCAUCUAUGAGGAAUGGUUUUGGAUUAAGAUUGUUGCACAAGUUUUUAAGUGUACCAUUCUUAAGGUUACAGAAAACUAGCUUAUUAGAACAGUUGCAGAGAAAUCAAAGGGACAUGGAGGAUGUUGAAAAGGAACUUGAUGAAUUCCAAAAUUCGGACGAGGCGCACUAUAACACAUUUUUAGAUCGCCUUGCGAAUAAACGUCGGCAAAGCAGUGAAAAGGUUGAGCCGCGUGUGAUAAAUGACAGAUCGCCGAGCAUUGUUUUAGGAGCAGGAAAACCAAUAGUACCUCCUAAUGUCAAUCCACUUUUAGCGCAAUCGCUGAAUCCAAAAGGAAUAAAAGCGUGCCAUAGUGUACCAGAUAACACCCAGACUAAUCAGUCGCAGUAUGUAAGCCCAGAUUUGUUGAAACAUAAGCAACCUGUUAGUAUGGAAAUGACACCCUCAAGGCAAUCACAACAAGACAGUGGUCCGGGAACACCGUCUGCUACCAAUGCAUCUGCAUCUUCAGGAGCAUUAGAUGAGUUCUAUGCAGGCACAUUAGAUAGCAGUUUCCUGGAGGACUUGACUCCAUUGUCGAAUUCUAAUCAAGAGGUUACAUAUGACAGUGACAGUGAUGAUGGGGCAGCAAUAAAUCCAAAAGUGACAAUUGAGGAAGAUGAUUUAGACAUAGACAAUAUUCCAUCAACAAAUAAAGUUGCAGAAUCCAGAUUGAGCAUAGAUUAUACUUCGAGAAAGGAAGAGGUUGAUAGUCUGGAUAAAAUGUUUAUGAAACAAACAGCAAUAAAUACAGAUGACAUAGAAGAAAACACAAUGACAUUGAGUACUGGAGAUCCUGAAUUGCAUUUAUCAUUGAACAACGAUUUUCCUAUUUGGGCCGGUGACUCUAGUGUUAGAAGAUCACCGGAAGGUGGAGAAGAUCCUGAUGUUUCAAAAGAGGCAGAUUCUAAGGUAGAAAAGAAACACAAAAAGAAGAAAUCGAAAGACAAAGACAAAACUGAUAGUAGUGAAAAAUCGGAACGUAAAGAGAAAAAACAUAAACAUAAGAAAAGCAAGAGUGAGAAACGUAAUUCAAAUCCACAACAAGAUUUAUUAGCUCCUACAGUAACAGCUGACUUUGAUUAUGAAGAUUACGAUAGCAUUUAAUACUAGUAAUCCACACCGGCGUCGCUCGAGUGGGUAAACAAAAUGUAGCCUUGCUUCCUAGACCUGAUGAGUACCAUAUGAGUUUAUUCGAAAUGUUUUCUCUUUAAAUUAGUAUAGACAAGCUAGAUUUAGUAAAAAUACUAAUUUUAUAGCUUUGUAAUUUUGUACGCGAUUCGCCAUAUUUAAUUAAUUAAGUACAUGUUAAUGAUUUUUCUUAAUAUGCUACUUAACAUUUAUUACUUAAUGCUUUUAUAAAUUAAGAAUGAAUGAAAAAAUAUGAGAUUGUAGCUGAUAUUAAAAAGAUCUGAUGAAAUGUUUCCAAAUGGAUUUAAAAAGUAUUUUAUGAAGCCAGUAUUUUUAUUAAGAAACCAUACAUCUCUAUAAAAUAAAUCUUAUGCAAGAACUUCUACAACAUCGAAAAUGUAGUGUUUUAAAUAAGUUAAAUUGUAUAAAAUCAUAUCCUCUUGCCAUAUUCUAUUCGUGCAGUUGUUAAUUGAGCGUAGCAUAUUUAUUUAAAAUAACAUAAUUCACGCACGUAAUCAGAGGGGUAGACAGAGUACAUGGACCUUCAUUUGGUUCGGUUCUACCACCUCCUCUCGCUUCUUCAUCUUCCUUAUGAAUCUGAUAUUUAUUUUUUGCUUAACCAGACAUUUUUGGGUGUAAAGUUAAAAUCAAAUAUUUGAAUAUAUAAAAAUAGGUUAAUUGAACUAUCAACGAUAAAAAGGUUUUGAAAGUGUUCGCUAACUUCAUAUCGUAUGUAUUGAGUAUUUCAAAAUAUAUUUUGUAUUUUUGUACGAAUAUUAUAUGAGAAAUAACAUAAUACACUGUAGAAUCGAUUGUUUAAUAUGAUGAUAAAAUAACGAAUGAUCUCUCAAAAUUAGAAUUUUGUAUGUCAUUAAUAUUCGGAAUAUACUUGAAAAUUAUAAAUGGCUUUAUUCCAUUAGGUUUAAAAUUGCUAAGGAAUGUUUUUUUUUGUAUUUACUUUAUUUAGCGAGAACAAAAUUUAAAAGGCACAUCUACGCUGAUGUUUAGAACACAGCAAAUCAGCAUUAAUAAAUAAUAGUUUGAUAUCGAAUGAAAUAUUUAUGAUUCUGAAAUAUGUAAACAGUAUUCCGAGAAUUUGAAUUAAAGCUGAAUAAAUUUGCCUUGUGUAUUCAUACGAUUGUCGUCAGGGCUUCCAAGAAAUAACUGUAAACAUUAUUCUCAACUGCUCACCAUAUGCAUCGGAAUAACGUAAUUGUAAUGUGUUUUGUGAAUGUCUUAUACAUAACAGAUAUAUAACCUAUAGAUACUUAAUCCGAAGGACUAAAGUGGGGGAGAAAAAAGGCCUCAGGAACUUUUUGUUAGGGUCAAUUCAGUGUUGUCAUUUACAAAAUUACAUUUCAGAAAUCGAUUCUCAAUUAAUUAUUCGACUUUUAUAAAAUAUUCCAUCUGUAGUCUAUAGGUUGUAUAUCUAUAGUUUUAUCGCUCAGAAUACUUUGUUGAAGUGAUUUAAAAUUUUAUAAUGUUGAAUGUGUUUAUAUUUUGUAAAUUUUUAAUGCAGCGUUAUAUAUCAGCCUUGUGUGUUGGCUAUACAAUGUAUGUUUAAAUGUCAUAUGUGAUUUUAAAAAUAAAUUGGCU